GGGAGAGGGACCCCGGGCCCCGGGCUCCCCGCGGGAGGCCCCGGCCUGUCCCGCCCCCGUCCCGCCCGCGCGUCGCCAUGGCAGCCGGGCCGGGCCGGGCGAUGGCGGCGGCCGCGCUCAGCCUGGGCCGGGCCCCGCCGCGGCCGCUGGUGGUGAUCCUGGGCGCUACCGGCACCGGGAAGUCGGCGCUGGCGCUGCAGCUGGGGCUGCGCCUCGGCGGAGAGAUCGUCAGCGCCGACUCCAUGCAGGUGUACAAGGGCUUGGACAUCAUCACGAACAAGGUUUCUUCCCAGGAGCAGCGUCUGUGCAGGCACCACAUGAUCAGCUUUGUGGACCCCUUGGUCUCUAACUACACGGUGGUGGAUUUCAGGGACAAAGCUGUGGCUCUUAUCGAAGAUAUCUUUUCCCGAGACAAGAUCCCGAUUAUUGUGGGAGGAACCAACUACUACAUCGAGUCCCUGCUCUGGAAGGUCCUUAUCAACACAAAGGAGAAGGCCAGCAAGGCCCCCGGGCUGGUCACUGACAGGAAAGUGGAGCUGGAGCAGCUGGAUGGUGCUGAGCUCCAUCGCCUGCUGAGCCAGGUGGACCCGGAGAUGGCGGCCAAGCUGCACCCCCAUGACAAGCGCAAACUGGCCAGGAGCCUCCAAGUGUUUGAAGAGACAGGGAUCCCCCACAGUGAAAUCUUGCACCAGCAGCAGCAGGAGGAAGGUGGGGGACCCUUAGGGGGGCCCCUGAAGUACCCACAUUCCUGCAUCCUUUGGCUCCACGCAGACCAGGCAGCUCUGGACCGGCGGCUGGAGCAGCGGGUGGAUGCCAUGCUGGCUGCAGGGCUGCUGGAGGAGCUGCGGGACUUCCACCGGCGCUACAACCAGGAGAGGGUGGCCAAGAACGGGCAGGAUUACCAGCAUGGCAUCUUCCAGUCCAUUGGCUUCAAGGAGUUCCACGAGUACCUCGUCAGUGAGGGGAAGUGCUCACCUGAGACCAGUGCUGUGCUGCUGGAAAAAGGGAUCCAGGCCCUGAAGCAGGUGACCAAGAGAUACGCCCGGAAGCAGAACAAGUGGGUCCGAAACCGCUUCCUGAGACGUCCUGGGCCCAAUGUGCCCCCAGUGUAUGGCUUGGAGGUGUCUGAUCCCUUGCGGUGGGAGGAGGAUGUGCUGAAACCUGCUCUGGAAAUUGUGGAGAGCUUCAUCCAGGGACGUGAGCCCCCAGCUGAGCCUGUGAGGAUGGAGCACGACGUGAAGGAGAACAAGCGGAGUCAUCGUGUGUGUGAGCUGUGUGACAGAGUCAUCAUUGGGGACAGGGAGUGGGCAGCUCACACACGAUCCAAAUCCCACCUGCACCAUCUGAAGAAGAGAAGGAAGCUGGAGGCCACCAGCCGUGCUGCAGAGGGGGGCAGUGGGGACACAGAGACGUCGGACAGCAGCUUGCCUUUGCCUUAGGCCUGCAGGCCAGCUGGUGACACUGGGAGCAGCCACUGCCACCUGCACAGUGAGGACCCAGCUGAGUCCUGGGUGGCCUUGAACCCAAGGAGCUGAGUCAUUGUUUUGGGGAUGAGGCAGGUGUGUGAGGGCCAAAGGCUUUCGGCUGUGUCAGAGCCUCUUCAUGUGUGCUCAUGGCACCGUGUUCCCAAGCUUCCCCAGCCCUGCCUGGAAAGGGCUGGGCCCCAGGGCAAGGCUCCUGGGAGCAUCCACCAAGUGUUAAUUCCUGCCAGAGACACAGCAUUAUGCUUGGAAUGGUUGAGCUGAUCCUGGUGGCAUGUGAACGUGUUGUUCUGAGACCCUGUGCUCCUCCAGCUUGGCCAGGAUUGCAGCUCCAGAGCUGGGGGAGCUCUUACUGCCUUUAUCGUGGAGAGGAUAUUUUUCUUCUUUUAUAUGGAAAUAAAAGUUACAAGAUUA
Apus apus (common swift) is the source of this 1895-nucleotide messenger RNA. It is a transcript of the gene TRIT1, whose product is annotated as tRNA isopentenyltransferase 1. The coding region runs from base 78 to 1439 and encodes 453 amino acids. Gene Ontology annotation, molecular function: ATP binding; tRNA dimethylallyltransferase activity. NCBI's taxonomy places the organism in Eukaryota, Metazoa, Chordata, Aves, Apodiformes, Apodidae. Gene Ontology annotation, cellular component: mitochondrion. Gene Ontology annotation, biological process: tRNA modification. The transcript is spliced from 11 exons. The record is from RefSeq and is a predicted model, not a curated record.